This is a messenger RNA of Talaromyces marneffei, 762 nucleotides long. RefSeq lists its product as uncharacterized. The record is from RefSeq and is a predicted model, not a curated record. Bases 1 to 762 code for a protein of 253 amino acids. Lineage: Eukaryota; Fungi; Ascomycota; Eurotiomycetes; Eurotiales; Trichocomaceae. The transcript is spliced from 3 exons.
AUGCAGAGAGUCCCCCCUCCCAAACCGAGAUCAGGUGGAUUUCCGAAUGUACUCCGUCAUGCAAUUUUUGUCGAGAAAGUUGGACCUGCCACCGGCCACCACCCCUGGAAACGGCCACAGGAUCUCAAGAAACUACAAUUCCGACUUGCUGAAAUGAUCCCAGGUGAAGCGGCGAUGAAUCGUCACCUGCAAAACAGAGUCAAAAUCUUGGAUACUGGUAGAGGUCUUGAAAUGAUCAUUACCAACAACAAUGGAAACAAAAUCACGAAAUUUAUAAGAAGAGGCGUGUAUGCCUGCCCGUCAGUUGAUCACUUUGGAACGUCCAUAGAUCUCACAAUGAGACGAGGAAUGGAGAAUCUAGACCAAUUCAUUGCGAUUGCAGAACACGAAGCAGCCUUUGCUUCUAGAAUUCAGACUUUUCUAGUCCAGAUUUUGCAUGGAAAUCGGCCAUAUGUAUGGCAGUGGUUGGAAGAGUCUCAUGGGUGGAAACAUCUUGGGGCAGAUCCGAGCUGGGUUCGGGCCAAAAAAUUGAUCAAAUUUGAACAAUUAAAGGAGGUGUCUGUGGUCAUUCGCGGCCAGAUGCCGCUGACUGUCAUGACACAGGACUGGCGGGCAUGGAAAGUGAAACAAUGGCGUGAGGAGCUGUUGAAGUUGAAAUCAGAGUGGCCAGCGAGGUGGAGGGGGGUUACGCCAAAGUUGACCUUCAAGAAGCCCGAUUUUACUGUACUGGUAGCAGAUGAACCUAAUCCUGUAGCUGGAUAG